CGAUUCAUCUUCGAAAUGUGAACCAUGUUAGGAUGCCAGCGGAAUAUUGUACAUUUUGAGUACUACGUGUUUUUACGUACUCGAUGCAUGGCUGCUAUAUAAGUCUUCUCCUUUUUCCCGCUCCAUGUGUUUUGUACACUCUUUCAAACUUAACACCCAAACACACACACACACACACACACCCCCCGAUUUCCCUGUACUUUCUUUGUUGAAACCCCUAGCUACUUGCUAGAGGGUUUGUUUUUAUAUAUACAUCUGUUAGAUUUGCUUUUGAUACUCACAAGCAAAUACAUUUUGAAAUCAAGGGUCGUUGAUUCUUCUCUCAUAAAAAGAUAUGAGAGGUGCCAAUUUGAUCCACAUUUUUUUUGGGGUCUUGGCACUAUGGUCGAGUGCUUCAUGCGUCAAAGCUGAAGAUCCUUACAGAUUUUUCACUUGGGAAAUUACCUACGGAAAUAUUGCUCCUCUAGGUGUCACACAAAAGGGAAUCCUUAUAAAUGGUCAGUUUCCCGGUCCUACUAUUACAGCCGUGACUAAUGAUAACGUAUACGUUAAUGUCGUCAACAAGCUAGACGAGCCAUUCCUCCUUACAUGGCAUGGAAUCAAGCAAAGAAGGCAGUCAUGGCAAGAUGGUGUGCUGGGGACAAAUUGUCCAAUUCCUCCAGGUGCAAAUUGGACCUACAAAAUGCAAAUGAAGGAUCAAAUUGGAACAUACAACUAUUACCCCUCCACUUCGUUGCAUCGAGUGGCUGGUGCUUAUGGAGGACUCAAUAUUUAUGCUCGAUCCGUCAUUGCCAUUCCUUAUCCCAUUCCCGUUGCUGAUUUCACAAUGAUCGUCAGCGACUGGUGGAAUAAAGAACACAAGGUGUUGAAAAAUUUGUUGGAUACAAGCAAACCAUUACCUUCUCCUAACGGACUUUUGAUCAAUGGCAAACCAAGUGGGACGAUCUUCACGGGAACUCCAGGGAAAAGAUACAUGCUAAGGGUGUCAAACUUGUGUGUAUCAAGAUCAAUCAACAUUGGAAUGCAAGGUCACAACAUGACACUAGUUGAAGUUGAAGGAUCACAUACCAUUCAACAAAAGUACAACACAUUUGACAUUCAUAUGGGCCAAUCCGCAACUUUCCUCAUCACCUUGGACAACCAAGUGAGGGACUACGGUAUUAGGGUCUCAAGUCGUUUCAUAAAGCCAAUCCUCAACGCAACUGCCGUUCUCCGUUACGCCGGUUCCCAAAACCAAGUCUCCGGCCCAUAUCCUUCCCCGCCAUCCGAUUAUCACUGGUCCAUGUUGCAAGCUAGAACAAUCAAGUGGAAUUUGACGGCAAAUGCUGCAAGACCAAACCCACAAGGUUCAUACCACUAUGGAAUGAUUCCAAUAGUGAGGACUAUUGUUCUAGCCAACGCGCCUGCCCAGAUCAAUGGCCAAACCCGCUACACGCUCAAUGGCAUUUCUUAUGAAAAUCCAACUACCCCGUUGAAGCUUGCCGAUUACUUCAAUAUUCCGGGCGUUUUCGUCAUGAACGGAAUCAAGGACUCCCCUUCUGGUGUCACCCCAACGGAAGGGGUCUCCGUAUUCGGAUUCACUCUUCAUGAUUUCGUCGAAAUUGUUUUCCAGAACAAUGAGAAAGUCUUGCAAUCAUACCAUCUUGAUGGUUAUGAUUUCUGGACCGUCGGGUUUGCUAAUGGAGUAUGGAACCCCAGCUUGAGGAACCGUUACAAUUUGGACGAUGCACCUACAAGAAAUACCGUUCAGGUAUAUCCAAUGGGAUGGAGUGCAAUUCUGAUCCCAUUUGACAACAAGGGAAUGUGGAACCUAAGAUCACAAGAUUGGGCUAGGAGAUAUCUUGGACAGGAACUGUACAUUAGGGUAUGGAACACUGAACAAAGUCUAUACACAGAGGCCAACAUUCCAGAUAACGCAAUUCUCUGCGGCAAAGCCAAGCAGUAGUAGUAAAAUUUGACUACAGAUCAUCAAAGCUUAGAUAAUUUUCCCAUGCUCAUUACUUAAGAGCAAUUCUUUUUGUUUUUCUCUUUUGGCUUAUUUUCUGCUACCAAUUGGAAAGUCCAGUCACGAGGGUGUGACUGUAAAGAACAAAAUAUAUAUUUACAGAGGGUGGGUGGACCUGUAAUUUUUCACAAAGUUGCCGUCUGCAUUGAGGAUGGUGUAAUUUUUAUUUCUAGUUAAUUAAUGAUUGAUUAUGAUAACAAUAACAAUUACUAGCAUACGUUUGAUCUAUGUGCACUAAUCUCUACAAUUUCAAAUUUUAGUCAACGGUUGAUCUACUCACCG
Oldenlandia corymbosa var. corymbosa is the source of this 2287-nucleotide messenger RNA. NCBI's taxonomy places the organism in Eukaryota, Viridiplantae, Streptophyta, Magnoliopsida, Gentianales, Rubiaceae. The record is from the annotation of a GenBank genome assembly.